AGAGAGAAACGAGGAGAGAAAGCAAGUGCACCCAGCAACAUCACUGCUUCCCCGUAUACAGACGGUCAUUGUUUUGUAAAUUAUGUAAAAAUAACAGUGGACAGAACUGUGUUUGCGUCAUGUUGCACUGAAUCGUCUGCACGAGGGGAUGUAAUCAAAAUACAAUUUGAGCAGCACAUCAAUGGGACUUGAAUUGUAACGACUUUAUCAAAUCAGACUGAUUCGACGUUGAGGAUUUGUGAGCCUGGAUUUAACGACGUGACCAAAUCAAGGGAGCGACACAUCGAAUGGUAAAGGAGCAGUCCACCCUUAACAACAACAGGCUCAUAAGCAAACGUGGUCCCAGAGAUUGUGUAUUUUAAUAAUAGAGAAUGUUAUCCUGUAAACCUUGCUGAGAGACGGCAGGGUCCUUGUCUGGUACUUCAGCGACAACGGAAUUUAUUCUCUCAGCCGACAGCACGCUGGAUGUCGCAUAUGGGGUGCAACUGGUGAUCCCUUGACUGCCACCUGGAGGGAAGGAGUGUAAGAAGGAGUGCAACACGGACAGAGACAGGUUGGAGAGAGCUCUGUUGUCACCGGUUGUGCCUAUUGCGAGGCUUGCUGGUGAGGAAGGGCCUGAGGGAGGGAGGGAGAUGGAGAAGAGGAAAGAAAGAACUGAGAAGUAGACAAAAGAAUACCAUUGAAAAAGGAGGCGGUGGUCAGUGCAUAAAGUGUCUUCAUACACCCACCAAUGCUGUGGUGAGUCUUGAACUGCGAACAACAGAGACGGACGGACAGAGAAAGACGGAUAACAACAAGACGCAGGAGGGGGCGAAGAGGAAGAGGGUAGAGGACGUUCCUCUGGGCGGACUAAGACCAAGACCAAGACGGAGCGGCACUGGCUCUGGCACGGGCGCGCAGGGAAGGCAGGCGGCACUGGAAGGGCUCGUCCUCGGCUCCUCGUUCCGUUGGGGUGUGCUGGAGGCGCGCGGGCAACCGCUCCGCUAAGGACGGGGAGAGACGGGGGCUGACGGAGCGUCCGAGGAGGGGUGGCGGAGGAGGAGUGGGCGGAGGGGGAGGCAGAGGAGGAGGAGGAGGAGGAGCUCACAUCCCAGCAGCAUCAGGACCGCCGUCGCCGCCACAGAGCAUCGGCGUCUCCCAUGGCGACCGACCCCGGAGAGCCCACGGCCACCGAGGACUCCUCGGAGAAACCUGAUGGAGGCCGGGGAGGGGGCCGCGGCGGUGGAGGGGGAGGGGGAGGAGGCGCUGGUGGAAGAGCUGGUGGAGCAGGAGGAGCGGAAGAGGAGGCUGAGCAGGGAGGUCGCGGAGGAGGCGGGAUGGAAGGCUCGGCGGCUGCCAUGGUACGGGAGAGAGAGCGCACGCGGAGCACCCCCUCCGACUUCCCCUCCUCCCAGACGCAGGAGAGGAGGGCCGGGCCUGGGGCCGGAGCCGGGGCCGGUGGGAGGGCCGCCUCAGGGGGAGGAGAGGACGGAGGACAAAACAACAACAACACUGCUGCUACCGCUGCUUCUGUCGGGACAGGAGGAGCACAGGAGGCGCCCGCUCGCACAGCACGCUCGCUCUCCUUCUCCACGCCUUCAUCACCCACCUCCUCCUCAUCCUCCUCCGCCUCCGCACAUCACCACCACCACCACCAUCACCAGCACCCCCACCCCCACCACCACCACCACCACCACCAUCACCACCACCACCACCAGCAGCUUCAGCAGCAGCAGCAGCAGCAGCAACCGCAGGGCGGGCGGCUGAGGCGCGAGAAGCGCUUCUUCCGCAAGAGCGUGGAGAUCUGCGAGGAGGAGGACGAGCCGGAAGACUUGGCCACCGCCGCUGCUGCUCUCGCUGCCACGGCCUCCACGGCCUCCAGCGGAGGCUCCCUGCCCGACACCCCGCAGAGCGCGCCACCCCACCUCCAGCUCCGCACUUCAGACUCCGUCUUCACCUCCUCGGGCGAGACACCUCCUCAGCUCCCAGCCAGCGCCUACGCGGUGGGAGGAGGAGGUGGCGGUGGUCAGGACACAGGAGCAGGCGGAGGAGGUGCCGGUGGUGUCGUAGCAGGCGAGGCGUCCACGUUACAGGACAAGGCUGCUGGGGGAGGAGCAGGGGGAGCGGGGGUGUCUCUGUCCCCCUCGUCCUCGGCGUCCGCGCCUCACAAGGCCAAGGAGGAGCGCGAGGAGCAGGAGGAGGAGGCGGAGAUGAAGGCGGUGGCCACCUCGCCCGGCGGCCGCUUCCUCAAGUUUGACAUCGAGCUGGGCCGCGGCGCCUUCAAGACUGUCUACAAGGGCCUGGACACCGAGACCUGGGUGGAGGUGGCCUGGUGUGAACUCCAGGACCGCAAACUGACGAAGGCGGAGCAGCAGCGCUUCAAGGAGGAGGCGGAGAUGCUGAAGGGCCUGCAGCACCCCAACAUCGUGCGCUUCUACGACUCCUGGGAGUCCGUACUCCGUGGCAAGAAGUGCAUCGUCCUCGUCACCGAACUCAUGACAUCGGGGACCCUAAAGACCUAUCUGAAGCGCUUCAAGGUGAUGAAGCCCAAGGUGUUGCGCAGCUGGUGUCGUCAGAUCCUGAAGGGGCUCCACUUCCUGCACACGCGGACGCCGCCCAUCGUCCACCGCGACCUCAAGUGCGAUAACAUCUUCAUCACCGGGCCCACAGGCUCAGUCAAGAUCGGAGACCUGGGCCUCGCCACGCUCAUGAGGACCUCCUUCGCCAAGAGUGUUAUAGGCACUCCUGAGUUUAUGGCUCCUGAGAUGUAUGAGGAACACUAUGAUGAGUCUGUGGAUGUCUACGCCUUCGGAAUGUGCAUGUUGGAGAUGGCCACCUCGGAAUACCCGUACUCGGAAUGCCAGAACGCUGCUCAAAUCUACCGCAAAGUCACCAGCGGUAUCAAGCCGCAGAGUUUUGACAAGGUGAACGACCCUGAGAUUAAGGAAAUCAUCGAAGGCUGCAUCCGCCAGAACAGAACAGAGCGUCUGUCCAUCAAGGACCUGUUGAACCACGCCUUCUUCGGGGAGGACACGGGGGUGCGCGUGGAGCUGGCGGAGGAGGACACGGGCUGCCAGGACUGCCUGGCGCUGCGCAUCUGGGUGGAGGAGCCCAAGAAACUCAAAGGAAAACACAAGGACAACGAGGCCAUCGAGUUCAGCUACGACCUGGAGAACGACAGCGCCGAGGAGGUGGCCCUGGAGAUGGUGAAAUCGGGGUUCUUCCACGAGAGCGAUGCCAAGCUGGUCAGCAAGUCUAUCCGCGACCGGGUCACGCUCAUCAAGAAGUCCCGUGAGCGGCGGCUGCAGCAGCUGCAGCAUCAGUUCCCAGGAGGAGUACCCGUAGGAGGAGGUCUUAACCUGGAGGAGAGGAGAGAUUCAGCCUUCACCUCCUCUUCUUACACCUGUUCUCACCCCUCCUGCCCCUCCUCCAUGGGGCCUCCAGUGGCUGGUGGUGGUGCCCCCACCUCCUCCUGCGCGUUUGUCCCAGCCACUGGCGCCACUGCUGGGGGAGCCACGGCAGGCCAUGGGGGCGAGGUGGCGGAGGAGCUUCCGGAGGUGGACCAGCAUGUCAGGCAGCAGCAGGUCCACAGCAAUGCCUCUGGCCUCACAGAAGGGGAGCUGUCUGCAGCAAGCUGUGAGUCCUUCACCAGUGGAACGAACCAAGUGCUGCUACCGCAAGGGGAGUCUGGAACCACGUACGCACCUGUGGCUGCAGCUGCAUCUGCUCAGGCCAGCUUCCCCUCCGCGGCAACUGCAGUGCAGUGUGCAGGGGUUCUGUCCCACCCCCAGACGCUCCCUAUUGGCUCGAGCGGCGGGGAUCCAAAUGUGCCUAUUGGCCAGUGUGCUGGAAUGUCUGGCAUGUCCAUUGGCCAGAGCGGUGGUGGGGCUCCAAACAUGCCAGUGGCUCAUAGUUUCAUUCAGCCAGCCUCUAUGGCCGCGCAGCUCCCACCAAGCGUACUGCAGCAGUAUACUCAGUCCCUGCAGGCAUAUCCGCCUAAUGUGGCUCAAAUCCUCCCCUCACAGUCCAUGGACCCCACCGCCACUGCCACCCCGCACACCUCCAUAGUUCAGUCACAGUCCUACAUCCCCCCAGUCUCGCCACAGGCUCCCAUGGCCAUACUCACAGCCACAGCCCCAGCCAGCGCUGCUGCCGCCGCCGCUCCCAUGUCGGUGGGAGACCCCGCAGGAGUGCUCGGGGGUUCAGGAGGAGGAGGAGGAGGAGGAGGGACGGUCACACCACUGGUGCAGCAGCAGCAGACUCAGCCCAUGCCCACGCCCUUUCCGCACGAAGUGCUCUCCCAGCAAACGCAGCAAGCCAUAGCGCAGCAGCAGCAGCAGCAACAGCAGGCGGUGUUGGAAGCACCCACAGCCUUACUGCAGCACGCGCCUGCAGCCGUGCAGCUUCAAGCUGUUCCGGUGCAGCAGCAGAUAGAACAGACGCAGAGUCAAACUCUGCCACAGACACAGACACAAGGGGCCUCAAUUCAAGCUGCAAAUGUAGGAACAGCGCAGCUCAUGGAGCAGCAGCCUGUGAUGAUGCAGCAGGAACAGCCGCAGCCGCAGCAGUUGCAGCAGAACCACAGCUCAACACAGCAGCAGCAGCAGCAGCAGUCAUAUACAACUGCAGUUCAGCAGCAGCAGCAGCCGCAGCAAGUUCUGGCGCAGACGAUUGAGCCACAGGCUCAGCAGACAUACGUCAUACCACACCCGGGGCUGCCAGCACCUCCACCGCAAGCCAUGCUGCAGCAACAGACAUCCAAUGAACAACUUCAGCAGGCUGUCAUACUGCAGCAGCAGCAGCAUCAGGCAGAGCAACAGCAGCAACAGUCCACCCAACAGCAACAAGCUCUGUUGCUACAGCAACAGAUGGAACAGCAGCAGCAGGCAUUGUUGCUACAGCAACAGCAGCAACAGCAGCAGCAACAGCAAGCCUACCUUCACCAACAACAACAACAGCAACUGCAACACCAACAACAGAUGGAGCAACAGCAGCUACUGCUCCAACAACAGCCACAAGCUGCAACAACGCUGCAACAACCGAUGGACCAGCAAAACCAGACACAGGUUCAACAGCAGAUGGUUCAACAGCAGAUCGAUCAACAGCAGCAAAUACUUAUGCAGCAGCAACAACAGCUUGAGCAACAGCAAAAGCAGGCAUUGCUACAGCAACAACUGGAACAACAGCAGCAACAACAGGCCCUCCUACACCAACAGCAGCUGGAGCAACAGCAGCAAGCUCUCUUCCAGCAGCAACAGUUGGAAAAGCAGCAGCAGCAGCAGCAGGCGCUCUUGCAACAGCAGCAGCAGCAAAUAGAGCAACAACAGCAAGCCGCCUUGCAACAGCAGCUUGAGCAACAGCACCAGGCUUUACUAAAACAACAGCUGGAACAACAGCAGCAGGCACUCUUGCAACAGCAGCGGGAACAGCAGCAGUUGGAGUUGCAGCAGCAGCAACAGCAGCAGGCCCUGCUGCAGCAGCAAAGAGAGCAGCAGCUGCAGCAGCAGGCUCUAAUGCAGCAGCAGCAGGCCCUCUUUCAGCAGCAGAAGCUGGAGCAGCAGCAAGCGCUAUUGAUGCAACAGCAGGCUGAGCAGCAACAACAGCAGCAAGUUCUGUUGCAGCAACAGCAGCAGCAGCAACAACAACAAAUGGAGCAGGCAGCAGCCAUAGUCCAACAGCAUCACAGCGGUCCACAGAGCAUUGAGAAAGCAGAACCUGCACCUGCACCUGCACCUGCACCUGCACCUGUACCUGUACCGGCACAGAUUGCCAGCGAACAGCAGGUGGUCAUUCAGCAACAGAUCGCCCAGCAAUCGGCUUGUGUCUCCCAGCAGCAGCAGAUGAUGCCUCAGCAGCUGCAUACAAGCCUCAAUCAGCAGCAGCAGAUCGAGCAGCAACAGCAGCAGCAGGCAUUAAUACAACAACAGCAACAGGCUCUUCUGUCUCAACAGCAGCAGCAGUUGCAGCAACAGCAGCUUCAGCAGCAGCAGCAACAACAACAACAGCAACUUCAGCAGCAACAACAGCAGCAGCAGCAGCAACAGCAGCAUAGAACGUCGUUAGGCGAGUCCCAGAUCCUUGGUGUAGUGCAGGCAACCGCAGAGGUCCCAACACAAGUGCCAGUAGCGGUUCAGGCACCCCCGGCUCAAGUGCAAGCUCAGAUUCCUCUCCCGGCUGCUGUACAGCCUCAAAUCCAGGCAGUACCAAUGCCAGCCCACGGUGAGGCGCAUGUCCAGAACCAACAAGGGGGAGCUGCUUCUUCCCAGGUACAGGUGCCUACCACCUUUGUACCCACCCAGCCGCAAGCCGUGCCUCAGACAAUUCCCACUGCCGUGCCGCAGCCGCAGGUGAGCCAGCCUACUCAGGUUGUUCUCCCCCAGGCUACACAAGUGCCGGCAACCAUGCAGAGUCAACUGACCAUGCAGCAGCAGCAGCAGAUGCAGGCUCAGGCGUUUGCUCAUGCCCAGGUACUCGCUCAGAUGCGGGCUCAAGUGCGGCCCAUUGCCCCUAUCCCGGGCCCGACGGUUCAACCGGAGCUGACGGUGACGUCCACCGUGCCGACCCAAGGUCAGGCACAGACACAGCCACAGGUCCCUGCUGUGCCGCUGUCAGCUUACUCCCAAGGGGCUCAGCCGGUGCAGUCAACCACUCAGACGGUCCAGUCCGACCUGUCUCAAUCUACGACGCUACAGCCGCCGGUGGUGCAGUACCAACAGGUGAUGCUUUCUCCGGGAGCCGUAGUUGCGGUGGUUACCUCGGCACCCACGGUUGGUCCUGCCUCCAUGGCAACAACCCAUCAAUUCACACCACAGAAUAGUCAGGUACACAUGCAGAGCCAGGCCCAGAUGCCGGUUCAGCAGGCACAGCACAUACUGCAACCAGGCCAGCAUCAGGCCAUCAACACAGGCAUGCAGCCAGUGGUACAGCCCAUACCUGUAGUAGCUCCGCAGUACGAGGCUCAGCAGCAGCAACUGCAGCUGCAACAGCAGCAGUUGCAGCCACAGCCAGUUCAGUCGAUGCCACAACAACAGCAGAUGCACCAGACUGCUACUGCAGCACCAGUGCAGACAUUCAUGCAACAGCAGAAGAGUGUCCCCACACAGCAGGCCAUAGUCCCACAAGAUCCAAGUCAGAGUCAGCUGCCCAGACAGCCUCAGCCCAUUGCACAGACAGCAUCUCAGCCUCAGGCUCCCACACAGACCAUGACCCCAGCCCCACCCAGGGUUCUUCCCCUGUACAGUCAGGUUGUCGCGGGCCCUCCACCACUACCUUCCCCUCAGCAGCAGGCCCCUAGGGCCCCACUGCCAGCCCACAUGCAUGCCCAGAUGACACCCAAUCAGCCACAGGCCCAAUUCCACACCCACACCCAGACCCCCAACCAGGCCCAGGCGCAUUCCCACACGCAGACGCACAUCGUGGCCGAAGCAGCAGGAGCAGCCAAUCAGACGCUGUAUUCACAUGUGGCCUUCCCACCUCUGCAGAUACCCCAAAGUCCGACAGGUGUCCCUGCCACCUCCACAGCCACCACUACCGCCGCUGCUUACCUGCCCACCUCUGCCGUUCCUGCCCCGCACCCUACCACCUCUCUCCCUGCCCCCGAGUGCCCGGCGCCAGUUGGUGUACCUGUAACUGUGCCCUUACCUGUGCCUGUACCUGCACCCAUAACUGUUCCCGUGACCCAGCUUGGGGUGAUGGACAUCCCCACCUCCCCGCCUCCUGUCACUGCUUUCCAGACCCUUGGCUCUAACGGUCCCUUGCAGCCCCCUACCUCUCUCGCAGAAUGCGAGCCCACUCUGCUGGGUAUUGCUCAGGAGGCACAAGGACAGUCUGCCGGCAAGCACUCCUCAUCAGGCUCCGCUCCAGCCAGUGGAGAAGAAUCUCUCCAACUGUUGGCUAAUGGGAAGCUGGAUAGGUUGAAGCAGCAGAGGAGAGCGUCUUAUCAGAGGCCAGACAAAACAACUCACUACCAGCUAGCCAUGCUCCAGGUGUCCAACACUGGAGACAACAUGGUGGAAUGCCAGCUUGAGACUCACAGCAACAAAAUGGUCACCUUCAAGUUUGACGCCGAGGGUGACGCUCCAGAAGACAUCGCUGAUUAUAUGGUGGAAGAGGACUUUGUCCUUGAUACAGAGAAGGAGAAAUUUGUGGAGGACCUGAGGACCAUCGUAAAGAAAGCGCUGGAAAUCCUUCCAACCCAGUCACAGGCGGGGUCAAUGGAACAGUUGCAUGUGAACACUCCAGCAAGUUCAACAAUGGACUCGGCCCCGCAGUCAUCUCCUGUAGGCCGCUGGCGAUUCUUCAUCAACCAGACCAUCCGGCAUCGUGACUCCCAGUCCACACAGGGUGCCUCCACGCCUCCACCUGCUGGGGAACGCCACUCAUCACAGCCUGCUGAUUCUGACAAAGAUCGUGAGGGAUCGCAGCGCUCUGAGUCCUUCUCUGGCAUGGCCUGUCCUCCUUGCCCCAUGCUAACAGCCACCUCUCCUCCGGUCUCCGCCUUGUCUGCUCCUGCCUCCAUGUCUGUUCCAACCACCGCCGCCUCUGCUGCUGACACUGCUGCCUCUACCCCUGAGUCCACCUCCGCCUCUGCUCCGACCUCUACAGUAGCUCACCACCACCUGCCCCAGGCUUCAGCCGUCCCCGAGAUACCGGCCGUUGUGGCCAUGGCAGCACACAGUGACCAGGCUGCUGUCGCUGCUGCGAGUGCAGGCUUAGCCCAGGUCGUGCCGGCUGCUGUCGUCUUGCCCAGUCAGGCUAUGGUCCCAGUCAGCAGUGCCCCUCUGCCCGUCUCUGAGGCCGUGGUCACGCCCGCGUCUAGUGUAGGCUCCUCCAUAGGGCUAGGGGUGGCUGACGUGGCCCCAGGCCAGUGCAUGUCAGAAGGGGAGCAGCGUACGUCACUGUCCUCCUCCUCCAGUCAUGCACCUUCUCCAGCUCCCCCUGUCAGCCACAGUGGGUCCCAGCUAGAGCGCACUCAAGCCCAGCUGCAACCUCAGACACAGGUCCAGCCCCAGCCCCAACCCCAGCAACAACAGAGCGUCCAAACAGUCCCUUUGCCUGUGACUGUCCUGGAUCAGCAGGCUGCCUAUGCUCAGCAACAAGCUGCAGCUGCAGCCGCAGCAGCACAGCAACUUCAGAUGCAACAGCAGCUACUGUUGCAGCAACAGGUCCUGCAGCAGCAGCAACAACCGCAGCAGCAGCAGCAAGCUAUUCAGCAGCAGCAAGCUAUUCAGCAGCCGCAACCAGUGCCGCCUGUUCAGCCUCAGACUCAGCCCAGUCUACCAGGGGCCCAGAUGAAGCCUGUGGUGCCCCAGGAGCUUGUGCCACAGACACAGUACGCCACUCCCAUGCAGAUGCAGCAGCAGCAGCAGCCAUUGCUGCAGCAAGCUCUGCCGCAACAAGCGUCAACAGCCGCCGUUCAGCAGCCUGUACCAGUUCCUGUUCCUGUUCAAGUUCCAGCACCUGUUCCAGUUCAACAGCAGCAGCAGCAAGUCCCCGUUGCACUAGCUCAGCCACUGGCACAGCCACAGCCACAGACCCAGUUGCAGCAGCUGCAGCCUCAAUUGCAGCAGCUGCCUCCCGUAGAGCAACUGCAGCAGGUCCAGCAGCAGCAGCAGCAGCAGCAGCAGCAGCAGCAGCAGGCGAUGGCGCUACAGCAUCAGGCAGAGAUCCUUCAUCAGCAGGCAGUCCAGUCCACCACACAGCAGCCGCAGCCGCAGUUGCAGACACAGCCGCAGCUCACACAGCCGCAGCUUUUGCAACCACAGCUGCAACCCCAGAUACAGCAGUUUGUGCAGGAGGCCCAGCCGCUACCCAGGGCACCAGUGCAACAGGCCACCAUGCAGCAGGUGCCCAUGCAGCAGCAAGUGGCACUGGAGCAAACUCCCCAACACAUAAUGCAGGCUCCUCCAGUGCCCCUGGCCCAGCCCUUGGCUACAAUUGAGCAGCAGCCACAACAACAACAACAACAGCAGCAGCAGCAAGCCAUGGCUUCAGUUCCAGCUCCAGCUCCAGCGACCCAGGCUCCGCUGCAGAAGCAGCCCUCCUUCCCGCAGUCGGAGUCGGAGCUCUCCACGGGCGAGGCGAGCAUCACGGACGACACCUCCGCGGGCUACUACCACACCUCGCAGGUGCCGCCGUCCUCCUCCGACGCCUCCCUCCCCCCACUGUCCCUCAGCUCCUUUGAGGCCCCCCCUCCCUCCACCACCCUGACCCACACGCUCACCCCCUCCCCGGUCCAGCCCUCCUCCGUGGCCGAGUCGGACAGCGAGGGCCCCCCCAAAAUCGAGUUUGUGGACAACCGCAUCAAGACGCUGGACGAGAAGCUGAGGAACCUGCUCUACCAGGAGCACAGCGGUGGGACUAGCAGCGGGGGAGGGAGUGGGGGCGGGGCAACGGCCUCAGGUUCCGUUGCCCCCGGCAAUGCCUCCUCCUCGUCGACCGGAGCACCGGCCUCCACGGCGGCGCUCUCGGCCUCGGCGGGCGGGGAGGAGUCGUCUUCGGAACCCCACUCUCUCCCCUCGGCCGCUGCCAUCGCUCCCUGCUCCUCCUCCUACCCCGCAGCCACCACCUCCAUCUCCACCACCUCCUCCGACACCUCCCCUCACUCCUCCACCUCCAGCACCUCCUCCACCACCCCACGCUCCUCCUCCACCUCCCCCGACCUGGACAGGGCCCGCACAGCAGAGGAGGCGCCAACGGCUGCGGUCUCGGCCUCGGCCAGCCUCGCUCCUCCUGCUGCCCCUGUGGAGCACCAGCCUCCCCCUUCCUUCUCCUCCACCUCCUCCUCCACCCCUCCCUGCUCCCUCCUGUCUGCUCCCUCACAUGGACAGGCUGCUCAGCCUCCUGCUCCUCAUCCUCCUCCUCCUCCCAGUGAACCCACUGUCCCCGCUGCCCCCUCCCUCUCUGACAGGAGUGCCCCAGAAGACUCGUCAUGGCCCUCGGCCUCCACGCCGCCAUCUUCCCAGCUGGUCCCCAUCGGCACCGGAGACCCGUCGCUGCAGCAGCACAAUGCAGGAGGUGGAUAUUUUGGCCUAAACCUGACAUGUCCUAGUAUCAGAAAUCCUGUUAGCAAGAAAUCCUGGACUCGCAAAUUCAAAAGCUGGGCGUGCAAACUGCGUCACUCCGCCAGCUUGUUCAAGAAGCCCAGAGUCCAGCAAGAUGGGAGUUCCAGUGGCCAGGCGAGGGAAGAGGGAGAGAGCGCCGGCCAGGCCCCUCAACAGUCCCGCCGUGGACGAUUCCAGGUGACUCCAGUGCCCCAGGUGUCGGAGCCGUCUCCCCCCAGCGAGGCUCCAGGCAGCGGGGGAAGCACGCACAGGAAAGUGGGGCGCUUCUCGGUCACCCAGCAGGCCGAGGCCAAGGAGGCUGAGUGCUUGACGGACAGCUCGCCCGUCUCGCCCGACCUGGAGCUGGGGGAGCGGCGGAGGGCUAAGGGGCACGGGGAGAGGGGCGACAGGGGUGAGAGAGGCGACCGGGAGGAGGGCAAGAGGACGCCGGCGCCCCCACAUCCUCACCCCCACCACCACCACCACACCCACCCCGCCAGGUCCCACGCCCACGCCCACUCACCACUCGUCAGCAGCGACGAUGAGAGCGAACUGGAGGACGAGGAGCUGCGCAGGGAACUGCACAAGCUCCGAGAAAAGCACAUCAAAGAGGUGGUGUCUCUGCAGGCUCAGCAGAAUCGUGAGCUGCAAGAGCUCUACAAGCAGCUCCGCUCCCUGAAAGACACGCGCCAGCCCCUGCCCUCCUCGCUGUCGCGCACGCCCCCUCUGCCCUCCUCCGCAAUGGCCCCCGCCAUCUCCCCACGCCGCCCCCGCCCCGGCAAGACCAAGAUGAGGCCCAGGCCGCACUCUCACCUCGACAACAACGGUGUCACGCACGCAGGCAUCCAGCAGUCUAGUAGCUUCCCAGCAGGGGAGCAGGCCAACCAGGCCCCUGCCCAGCCCUCGGCCAAUAAGAAGAGCACAUUCACAGAUGAGUUGCACAAGCUGGUGGAUGAUUGGACGAAAGAGACGGUGGGUGCUACCCCACCCAAGCCCUCGCUCAAUCAGAUCAAACAGAUCCAGCAGGAGCAAGACUUAGGGGGCUGGAACCAACCUGCUGAGAUUCAGCAGAUUCAGACGCCCGGCCCGCCAGGCUGGUUCCCCGUGGCUCCACUGAACCCGCAGCCCGUUCCAGCCAGCACCGGCCUCCCCAGCACCCCCCCACACUACUCCAGCGCAGCCCACCACCACCACCACCACCUCCAUCACCAGCCUCAGCAUCAGCACCAUCAGCCCCACCAAGCGCAUCCCCAUCCCCAGUCUCCUGUGCCUGUGGUGUCCCCCAUACAGCACCCUCCUCCACAUGGCCUGCACCAGCACCAACACCAACACCAACACCACCAUCUCCCACCACUGCAGCCGCUGCCCUUCCAGGCCCCUCUUGCUGCUCCUCCCGUUGUUGCUGCUACUCCUACUCCACCUCCACAGCCCCUACACCACAUGCAGCACCUCCAGCUGCGGCCCUGCUCUCUGGCCCUGGGCCAGACCACGCCCACGCCCAGCACCACCCCUGCCCCAACCCUGCAACCCUUGCAGAUGCCCGCGCAGAUGCCAGCCUUACCCAUCACCGGUGUGCCUGUCAGCAGGCAGCCAGCGCCACCGCAAGUAACCCACUGCUGCACCACCUCCUCUUCCUCCUCCCCCGCCACCUCCUCCUCAUGCGCCUCCACCUCCUCCAUGGCUGCUUCCUCCACACAGGCCUCCGUGUCUGCUGCGGCCCUCAUGCCCACCGCGGGCUCCUCCUGUGUGGCCGCUGCUGCAGCAGGGGGGGUGGUUAGCACCUCCUCCACCCUGGCCUCCUCUGGGGUGGGUAUAAGCCUCUCCCUAUCCUCCUACUCCCAGGCUGCAGCCUUCUGCACCUCCAACACCACCACCACCACCUCCUCCUCCUCUGCUGCCUCUUGCUGCUCCUCCUCUUCCGCCUCCUCCUGCUCCAACACUGCGCUGCCUUCCUGUGCCAAAUUACACCCCACGCCCCCCACCUCCACCCUCUCACUGGGACAGCAGUGAACACACUCUUAGUAACCCCCACCUCCUCCACCCUCCCAUAGGGACAGUGGACACCCACCACCUCCUCCCUCUCACUCGGACAGCAGUGAACACUCCCAGUAACAACCACCUCCACCCUCCCCCUCAAAGAGCAGUGAACGCACCACCCCCCGCCCACACUCCCCACCUCCACCCUCACACUCGGACAACAGUGAACACACUCACUCGAGCAAGAGACAGAGAGAGGGAGGGACUAGAAGGUGUCAAGGGAUGGAUGGAUGGAUGUGGCGGAUGGAUGGAUGGAUGGAUGGAUGGAUGGAUGGAUGGAUGGAUGGAUGGAUGGAUGGAUGGAUGGAUGGAUGGAUGGAUGGGGUGAAUGAGUGGAGAUACAACAAGUGGGAAAUAUUGCAUGUGGUUGAGAUGGAGAGAGGCAGAGAUCCACAACCACUCAAGGAGGUGAAGAGGUGUAGAGGUGGAAGAGGAAAUAAAUAUAUAUAUUUUGUGUCAUGAUCUUAUUUUUCAUGAGGAAAAUAAGAGAAAAGCAAGUGGUAAGAGUUGAAUAUCGCUAACUUUAAAGAGUAUCAAGAAUGUGAGAACCUGAAGGUGCUUAAUACUGUGUACAGAAUGUACAGACUGGUGGACAUGCAUACGAGGGACUCUAGCGAGUGUUGCUGUGCACGGGUGUUGGGGUGUACAAAUUACGUAGUGUGUGUGUGUGUGUGUGUGUGUGUGUGUGUGUGCGUGCGUGUGUGUGCAUGUGUGUGUGCGUGCGUGUCUGUUUGUUCACCCUUUUUCCUCCCUUAUACAUAUCCUUCUUCUGUGAUUUUGGCACCUUCACGUUUUACAUCCAACCUAGUUGGACCCAAGCCUCGCUCUCAAGACAUGAAGACGAAGAUACUUUGGACAUUACAAAUGAAUAUUCGCUUUUUUGUUGUUGUUUUUAAUUUAUCAAUGCUUCUAAGGACUAUUUGAAUUCCGAGGGGAAAAAAAGUGCAAUUAGUACCUGUUCUGAAUCCAUUUUUUUCUGUGUUGUGAUGUGUGUUUGUGUGUCAGAGAAAAAAAAAAACUAAGAUAUUUUUCGGUACAGCCUGCGCACGGAUACGACCAGACGUUUUAAACUAGCAAAGCCACCGUCAUCUGCGUCAAUAGCACAAACCGUUACUUCCGACCGUGAGAUACCAUUACUACAGUUGCAACCACGGCAGCAUGUCACUCGGCAACAGCAUGGUACUGUUACCUGGCAGCCGUCACUAGCUACUGUACUUAGCGCUACCCCCAGAGACCCUGUUGCUAUGGAGUGUGCAUGGCCAAGGCAUGUGGCUCAUGUUAUAUUUUGCAUUGAUAAAAUAGAGGUAACAUUAUAGAUUAGGCUUAGGAUGGAUUUACUUUUUUAUUUUGAUUAAGAAUAACAAAAAAACAACUGUCAACAAUCUUACGUUUUAAUUCAAUUCAGUACAUUGUUAUAGACUCAGAGAGUGAAUAUCCUCUUUCCUCAACUGACUUUAACAUUAUGGCAGAUAAUAGUUCCUUUCUAUUUUUUCAACUCUUUUAUUUUCAAUAGACAACGUUUACAGAUUAACAUAGAUCCCACCGUUGUUUUGGAAUUCCAAUUAAGAUUUCUACUUAAGCACUUUUUCCCAACAAGGCGCAAGGUAACGUCUUUUAAAUCGGAGUUGCACAUUUUAUUCACAAGCUCUCAUUCAGCUGUGAUGCCGAGUCAGUCAGACAAAUCAAUCAACCAGUCAGUCUCCACACUCAUCACGCAAAAACAUGUUUGAUUUUCUAGACUACCAAUUCUAUUUCACGUCUUGACUCGGGUGUCUGAGAGAUGAACAAAACUGCCAAGUGGAUUUUAAAUCAAGGGGACAGCCAUUGACAUGGGCUAUCCCUAUUGCCUUUUAUUUUUUUAGAUUUUACCACAUUCAAGGUGUAUUUUGUUUUUCUUUUGUGUGAUAAAAGUUCUUGUGCGUGUGUAUGUACAGUUGUACUGCAUCACUCUAUUACCAUGGUAACAACCAGCCUCUUGUCUCCCGGUAACUAACGCACAGCAUCAGCACCAGACACUGUGUCACCCCCCUCACCCGACCCUCCACCCGUGUUUACACACCUGUCUGCUUAUGUCAGUCCUCUGCAGAGUAAAACUAAGCCACGUGCAGAGAUGGACCGGAACCUCAGUAUGGGCCACACACACACACACACACACACACACACACACACACACACACACACACACACACAUAUAGACAUGUACACAUGCACGGGCCCAGUCAGAUAUGCAAGACACACACACACACACACACACCCAUAAACAUGCACACACUUACAGACACAUACACACACAUGCGCGCGCACACACACACACACACACACACACACACACACACACACACACACACACACACCUAUUCUCAUGACAUGACUGGUGUGUAGUGUGUGGUCUGAGAGAGCUGUACCUACCAGAUAGAGAUCAGUAGACUACCCUGAGCAGGCAGGGGAAAGCUAAAGCAGGAAUGGGACUAACAAGACACAUACAGUGACAGGUUCACACGCCGACAGAGGGGCUCCCAUACUGUACUGUAUAUGAGUGUUUGCUCUUUAGCAAGCUGUUCAGAAUGACCAGCCUGCCUAACCAAGAGAGAGCUGCCUGAUGAACAGUCUUCUAGAAUGUUCUGAUGAACAGUCUUCGAGAUUGUUCUGUGUCAAGUGCAAAGAAAGUAGUCGGAGACAGAGAGAGGGAGUGAGAUAUCAUGUGUGUGUAAUAGAGCGAGAGAGAGAGAAGUGUGUUUGAUUUGUCGUUGUGGAGCCUUCCAGUCUGUGGUGAUGCUUGAGCCUGUUUUAAUCUGAUUUUUAAAAAACAUUUUAAAAAAACCUUACGAGUACCGACGAGGCUUUUAACUUAUUUUCAAGUUUAUCAGUGUUGGAUUUUUUGCUUCAACAAAAACAAACAAACAAGCAAAACUACAUUUCUACAGUGAAACUAUGGCACAUUGUAAGUGGUGGUAGGCUACUGUGCAGUCCAAGGUCAUGGUCAAACGCUAACCUGUUGGCCGCGUCAAUGCUUUGCUAGUUAUGACCCAGGAUGUCGGAACUCAGCCUCUCUCCUGAAGUAUUACCAAAAUGUAAUCUACAAAAAAGAGAAGCAUUAUUUUUGUAUUUUGAAAUGGGGUUGUAAAAAAUGUAAAAUUGUGUACUGAUGAUCAGUGUUGCGAAAGUUGAGCUUGUCUCGCACUUUGAAGACGUUGGUUCUCAACCUUGGUCAUGGGGUUCCCUGGAUACAAAGCAAAAAAUGAAUAGAUAAACAAACCAAAAGAAAAAGUGCUUUCAGCUUUGGCCCACCACAAUGUGAAUGCUCAGUUUUCCACUGAGCCCGAAGAAUAAAUUGCACCCGAUUUCAGAAGUUGUGGAAAUUCAAAAAAAACAAAAACAAUGUGAAGCAAUUCUUUCAAAUUUGUAGUGUUGAGAUGUCAAUGUUUGCUGUGCCAGACAAGGGAACUCCAGUGGUACUUGCGUGAGCACCAGUGACUCAAGGUUCUUUGAACAAAAUACAUCUAGAUGACUAAACACAUUUUAUUGCUGGUGAUUUAGCCACUGUACAAUUGUAACUAAUUCAAUUGUUGAUUUUAUUUAUGUUUUGUAACUAAUCAAAAUAAAAGAUGGUGUAAAAUA
Messenger RNA from Engraulis encrasicolus (European anchovy), 16676 nucleotides. RefSeq names its product WNK lysine deficient protein kinase 3 (gene wnk3). The record is from RefSeq and is a predicted model, not a curated record. The transcript is spliced from 24 exons. Gene Ontology annotation, cellular component: cytosol; cytoplasm. Bases 1140 to 13031 code for a protein of 3963 amino acids. Gene Ontology annotation, biological process: positive regulation of potassium ion import across plasma membrane; protein phosphorylation; intracellular signal transduction. Lineage: Eukaryota; Metazoa; Chordata; Actinopteri; Clupeiformes; Engraulidae. Gene Ontology annotation, molecular function: potassium channel inhibitor activity; protein serine/threonine kinase activity; ATP binding.